AUGUGGCUUCCCACUCAGAACCCAGGCGGGUUUCGGGUUCAGCCAGGUUUGGUUUGCCAGGAGACUUGGGCCGGGCGCAGCGGCGCCUGCUCCGACCUCUGGGGCGUCGGUCUGGUGGUGCACGUGCUGCUGCUGCGGCAGCUGCCCUUUGGACUGCAGCAUUGUGAGGGCCGGGUGGCUGUCUGGGACGCCAUCCGCACUGGCGCCGUGGCUUCCUCGAACGCCAAUGUGUCGAAGGAGGCCAUGUACAUCCUUGGGCAGCUCUUGGAGAAGGAGCCGCUGCUCCGCGCCACCUCCAGCGAAGCGCUGCAGUGUGAGUGGCUCAACCGCAGCCGGGCGAGCUCCGACCUGCGGACGCCCACGCCCGGUGCCCGGAAGACGGUGGCCAAGGCGGUGCAGCAGCGCAAGGUGCAGCUGCCGGUGGAGACCGAACGCUGGGAGGAGCGAUCCUUUUGGCAGUCGCUGAUGCUUCAGACGUCUCAAUGGUCCAAGCCUGACUGA
Durusdinium trenchii is the source of this 501-nucleotide messenger RNA. Lineage: Eukaryota; Dinophyceae; Suessiales; Symbiodiniaceae. The record is from the annotation of a GenBank genome assembly.